Molecule: messenger RNA, 2276 nt
Organism: Alternaria rosae
Lineage: Eukaryota; Fungi; Ascomycota; Dothideomycetes; Pleosporales; Pleosporaceae
Exons: 3
Coding region: 70-1902 (610 amino acids)
Source: RefSeq, a predicted model, not a curated record
UAUUGAUACAGUGAACGUCAAGAAGAACUCAUAUUUGACGCCUUUUACUCCCUUCAAGACGCACGCACUAUGGGCGAGAAGCCGUCACGUGCGAAGCCACGGAUGAGGAUAUUUGUAUGCUGCGACGGCACGGCACAGAACGCGAUUCGAAACGACGAACCUACUCAGAACACCAAUGUUCAACGGUUCAAGCAAUGUGUAUCCGUCGAAAGAUCUCCUGAUCAGUUCAUAUAUGAAUCAGGCGUAGGUACUCACGCGCCUGAGAACGCAGGCUGGAUGAGCUUCUCCAGUAUGGGAAACAAAGGCGAUCAAGUCACUGGAAGUGAUAUCCACACUCUCAUUCAUAAGCUGUACUACAAGCUAUGUGAAAAAUACCAUAGCAAUCCAGAUGCAGAGAUUCACUUGAUCGGAUUCUCAAGAGGCGCAUUCGCAGUGCGUUGUCUGGUAUGCCUGAUUGAGAGAAUAGGUUUGCUCAGAGUCAAAGGAGACUACGUAACAAAGAAAUACAAAGGUCUUUACAGACUCUGGGCAUCCCAGGAAGAUAGCGAAUUGAACGCGUGGGCCAAGGAAGACAGAAAACGUCAUGCAGUUCAUCCUGUCAAAAUAGCCAGCUGUGGAGUCUGGGAUACUGUAUCCGCCAUUAUGGAAUCGCCCACCCUUUCGUUUGUGGAUGAUAAAGUGCCAGAGAACCUGGAUUUUGCAUUCCAGGCGCUAGCACUACAUGAGUCAAGGUCCCUCUACAAUCCAAUACUCUGGAAACACGUACCGAGAAACAAGACAUGUAUCCGCCAGUGCUGGUUUGCUGGGGAUCACUCUGACAUCGGGGGCGGCUGGCCAGAUUGUGGACUUGCAAAUCUGACGUUAGUCUGGAUGUUGGCUCAGUACGUGGAGCAUUUCACCGGUAUGCCCAUCUAUCGUGAGCGUUUGUACAGGCGUCUCUGUCCACCCGGUGCAGGAUCGCGCUAUCUGAGUCAUACUCUAAGCCAAGGUAAUGUGAAUCACUCUUUGUUCCCGCCGACACUACCCAGUGCCAUUCCAGCUCGUCAGCAUAUUCUGGAACAAGACGCCGGAGUAGAUGGGUACGCUCCGUUCCAGGAGUCUCAUCAACAAACGAUACACUUCACAGUUCGCCUUUUUCUGGCUAAGGGUCGAGAGGAGGUUACGAAACGCACUUGCCUACUCACGGCUGGCUCGACACGUCUUGAUGGCGCUGCUCCGUCGUCCAUAGCCUGGUUACUAGAGAAGACGAAGAAGAGUGAGGGAGAGAAACAGAGAGAUGAGGGAAAGAAGGACAAGAACAACGCAAAGAACGCAAAGAACGGGAAGAAUGGGGGGAAAAUCAAGAACAAUGAGAAGGAGAGGGUGAAGGGCAAAGAGACGAGCAAGGACAGCAAGGAUGAACAAGAUAUGCUAAUUAUUCUGGAGGAUAAAACGACAAAGUGGGAAAACGACAUCAUCAAUACAUGGACCGCCAAAGCGCAAAAGCUCGUCGAUAAGGAUGUCGAUAACAUUUUCGAGAAGGGCAUCAGGGAGUACGACAUGACCAUCGACAAACUUGUUCGUGGAUACAACAGCAAUGCUCUUAGCCUCACUGUCCAGGAACUCGUUCAUAGAAACACAGACCUUGGAGUCGAGUGGGCGUGCAAAAUGGUUGUCGACUGGGCUUGGCAUUGCAGCCUGGAAUAUUUCCUCCAUAAGAACAAGAACCAGGGAACUUGCGAAGCCGUAAGAAAAUUUCUCUACCACUCACCCGUAGAGAAUACCACCAGCCAAGAAGCGUCGGAUGACCCGCAUGAUGACGCCGGGGAUACUAGUGACGGAGGCGUAUCGGACAAAGCACCCGAAGAACCUGAAGACGUGACUUCGUACGACAGCCAACGUGUCAGCAGCACAAUACAAUAGGAAAGCUUAGCUUGGGCGGUAUUGGUUAGUAUACAUCACCGAGUGUCACGAUUUCUUCAUGUAAACCCCAGCCAGCACGACCAAUCUCAACAUGCUUGUAAACAUCGUUCACAUAUUACAACUCCCCAACUACCUUUAUGCUACCCAAGAAACGCCCAAACAGCGCCAUUCUCCAUACCCAAAACACCAAUGUAUGCGAACAAUAUGCAAACACGCUCAACAGUAGAUUCUCACACAACCGCAGCAGCACCAAAGAAGCAUAUGUAGCACGUCGCUUAAGCCUUCAACCUCCUCUCCUCACACCGCACACAAACCGGAUCCUGACUCUCUCCGCGGAGGAAAUACCUCCCAUCUUCAAAAGGACCAGAGCAGCA